Molecule: messenger RNA, 2151 nt
Organism: Emericellopsis atlantica
Lineage: Eukaryota; Fungi; Ascomycota; Sordariomycetes; Hypocreales; Bionectriaceae
Product: Aldehyde/histidinol dehydrogenase
Exons: 2
Coding region: 301-1905 (534 amino acids)
Biological process (GO): aldehyde metabolic process
Cellular component (GO): cytoplasm
Molecular function (GO): aldehyde dehydrogenase (NAD+) activity
Source: RefSeq, a predicted model, not a curated record
CCGAGGCGCCGUCCUAAAAUUGUGGAGAUGGAACUCCGGGCCUCCAGGACAAGCUUCACCCAUUCAUCAUCAUCUUCCAUUCACGUCUGGGGAACUGUACAUCUAUCGUAAUCCUAAUCUCCCUUUCCAAUUGAUCUGAGCACUGUACUAUCUCAUCAACUUUUGUCCUCAAUUAGCACACUGCGAUCGACAGGACAGCGCGACUCAGCCUUUGGUAUAGCUACAUCUGACGGAGCUAUCGCGACGACAUUCACCACCGGGAUAGAUAGCUUGACACACCACCUGAAAGCAUCGGACACCAUGGCAUCGCCAACCGGCACAGAUCUUCUCAUCCCCUUCCAGGAGGCGGCUAUCGAAGACAUACAGCCUACGUAUGACAGACUUCGGGCAUCGUACCGUUCGGGAAAGACCAAGAACAUUCAGUUCCGUCUCCAGCAGCUGCGCAAGCUCUACUGGGGCCUCACGGACCUCGAAUCCGUCAUCUUCCAGAGUCUCUGGAAAGAUCUCCACAAGUGCCACCAUGAGGCUGUCCUCACCGAGGUAGACUGGUGCAAGAAUGAGAUCCUCUUCUUCGUCAAGAACCUGGAGAAGUUUGCCAAGGAUCAGCCCAUCGAUGAUGUCCCGGCCACCUUCUGGGCCAUGAAGCACCGCAUCCGCUCGGAGCCGUACGGAACUGUCCUUGUCGUAGGAGCCUUCAACUACCCCUUCAUGCUAUCCGUCCUCCCCCUGCUGGGCGCCAUUGCCGCUGGCAACACUGUGCUCGUCAAGCCCUCCGAGCACGCGCCUCACACGGCCAUGGCCAUCAAGAAGCUCGUGGAGUGUGUCGACCCAGACUGCUAUGCCGUCCUCAACGGCGCCCUUCCCGUUUCUCAGGCUGUCCUCGACCUCAAGUUCGACAAGAUCGCCUUCACCGGCUCCCGUGCCGUGGGCACCAUUGUCGCCAAGAAGGCGGCCGAGACCUUGACGCCCGUUCUGCUGGAGCUCGGAGGCCAGAACCCCGGCUUCGUCACCAAGAAUGCAGACGUCAAGCUGGCAGCCCGCCGUCUGCUCUGGGGAAAGUGCAGCAACGCUGGCCAGGUCUGCAUCUCACAGAACUACGUCAUGGUCGAGCGCUCCGUCCUCAACCAAUUCAUCGCGGAGCUGAACACACAAUACCGCAUCUUCUACCCCAAUGGCGCUCAGAAGAGCCCCGACUUCUGCCGUAUCAUCAACCGGCCCAGCUUCGACCGCAUCAAGGGCAUGCUUGAUUCGACCGGCGGCAAGAUUGUGCUGGGUGGCCGCACGGAUGCGGAUGACCUCUACAUCGAGCCCACUGUGGUGUUGGUCGAUGAUAUUAACGACAGCAUGAUUAUCCAUGAGAGCUUUGGGCCCAUCUGGUCCGUCGUGCCGUACGAUGACCUCGACAAGGCGAUUGAGUUUGCCAACCAAGUCGAUUCUACGCCGCUGUCCAUGUUUGCGUUUGGCAGCGAUGCCGAGACGAAGAAGAUCAUGGACAGUGUCUCCUCGGGUGGCGCGACCAUCAACGACUCCUACACCCACGCCUCCCUGACAGUCGCCCCCUUUGGCGGUGUCGGCGCCUCCGGCCAGGGCAACUACCACGGCAAAUACUCCUUCAAGGCGUUCAGCCACGAGCGGACCAUUGCCAAGGUCCCCGCCUGGGUCGACAAGCUGCUGCGCGUGCGCUACAUGCCGUACCAGCGCUCGGAUCUGGAGCGAUUCCGCAAGAUGCAGGCUGGCUCUGUCAACUUUGACCGCCAGGGCAACGUCACCCGCGGUCUCGGCUACUGGAUCGCUCUCGUCCUCGGCCUGGGCGGGUCGAGCGCAAAGGGCGCAGCGGUGAGGUGGGGGAUCCUGCUCGCGGUUGCUGUGUCCCUUGGGCUAAAGAGGAAAACGCUAGGCCUUUGAACAACCACGCGCCUCCAAAGGUUGUCGAGUCGCGCGAGUAACUAUCGCACAGAUGUCGUAGGUAUGGGGCGCGAUGCUUGCGAUGAUACGCAGUAUGUACGGUGAGGACGAAUUAUAUCCCCUCUCUUUUUGAUGGAUGGUAGGCAAGUUUGCUUUUGGAGUUGAUCUUUGUUACUUUCCUCUUUCUACAUUUCCCUGAGCCAACACUCGCUUCACGUUAGUGCAAGGUCGCAAUCAAAACUCGAU